CCGUCCGAGACGCCGCUGCCGCGCGCCUGGAGCCCCAAGGACAAGUAUAGCUACAUCGGCCUCUCCCAGGGCAACCUGCGCGUCCACUACAAAGGUUGGGACAAGCAUUCCUAUGGCUAUCAUGGCGAUGACGGACACUCCUUCUGCUCAUCAGGGACAGGGCAGCCCUACGGCCCCACUUUCACUACUGGCGAUGUAAUUGGCUGCUGUGUGAACCUCAUCAACAACACCUGCUUCUACACAAAGAAUGGACACAGUUUAGGUAUAGCCUUCACAGACCUUCCUGCCAAUCUAUAUCCCACUGUGGGGCUCCAGACACCCGGAGAGAUUGUGGAUGCCAACUUUGGGCAACAGCCAUUUGUGUUCGACAUUGAAGACUAUAUGAGAGAGUGGCGAGCAAAGAUUCAGGGCACGAUUAAAAGGUUUCCCAUAGGUGACCGGCUAGGGGAAUGGCAAGCCAUGCUACAGAACAUGGUCUCUUCCUAUCUGGUACAUCAUGGAUAUUGUGCUACAGCCACUGCCUUUGCCCGGGUGACAGAAAGUACAGUCCAGGAGGAACAGGGCUCCAUAAAGAACAGACAAAGAAUACAAAAGCUGGUUUUGGCAGGAAGAGUAGGUGAAGCCAGUGCCGGCAGUUCGUGGAGAUGGUGAAUGGAACAGACAGUGAAGUGCGCUUUUUCAGUACCCGCAGCCCCAAAUCACAAGACAGCUACCCUGAUUCCCCCAAUCUGAGUCCCCGACAUGGCUCCAAUAAUUUGCACAUCCACGUCACUGGAGCAGACAGCCCAAGCUGUAGCAAUGGGGUUACCUCCAUCAAAAGCAAACAGAGCCACAGUAAAUAUCCUGCACUGAGUUCGUCCUCCUCCUCCUCUUCCUCCUCAUCCCCUUCAUCCGUGAACUACUCAGAGUCCAACUCAACAGAUUCUACCAAAUCCCAGCAACACAGCAGCACUAGCAACCAAGAAACCAGUGACAGUGAAAUGGAAAUGGAGGCGGAGCACUAUCCCAACGGAAUCCUGGAGAAUUCAGCCACCCGAAUAAUGAAUGGCACUUACAAGCACGAAGAAAUUCUACAGACUGAUGAUUCCAGCAUGGACGGCUGCCCUCAGAGGCAACUCUGCGGAGGGAACCAUGCUGCCACCGAGCGGAUGAUCCAGUUCGGGCGGGAGCUCCAGAUCCUCAGUGAGCAGUUAUGCAGAGACUACGGCAAGAACACAACCCACAAAAAAAUGUUACAGGAUGCAUUCAGCUUGUUAGCCUACUCUGACCCUUGGAGCUGUCCAGUCGGUCAGCAGCUGGAUCCAAUCCAGAGGGAGCCUGUGUGUGCUGCACUCAAUAGCGCUAUUUUGGAGUCUCAGAACCUGCCAAAGCAGCCCCCCCUGCUGCUCGCCCUGGGCCAGGCCUCGGAGUGCUUGCGACUCAUGGCUCGCGUGGGCCUGGGCUCCUGCUCCUUCGCCAGAGUGGACGACUAUUUGCACUAGCCACUGAGUGAGGCAGAGUGACCCCUCCAGUUGCUGCCCUUUCACCUCUUCCUGCCUUGCGGUUCCUCACCUGCGCCUGCCCUCCACCCGCUGCCCAGCAGAAGGACACAGUGUUGACUCAGGCGGGAGGGGAGGAGGAGGAGGAGAGGACCCUUGACGCGCCUUCGUUGCUCGCCCUGAAAACUGCUCGCAGGGCCCCCCC
Thamnophis sirtalis is the source of this 1683-nucleotide messenger RNA. The record is from RefSeq and is a predicted model, not a curated record. Lineage: Eukaryota; Metazoa; Chordata; Lepidosauria; Squamata; Natricidae.